Messenger RNA from Tinamus guttatus (white-throated tinamou), 693 nucleotides. Lineage: Eukaryota; Metazoa; Chordata; Aves; Tinamiformes; Tinamidae. The record is from RefSeq and is a predicted model, not a curated record.
AUGUAUUUGUUCAGGCGUGAACCACUGGCUCUUAUCAACCUCAAGAAGAAGAAUGAUGAAACUGGGGAAGAAGAACUUGCCUCACGUUUAGAUCACUGCAAAGCAAAAGCCACCAGGCACAUAUUCCUCAUCCGCCAUUCGCAGUAUAAUCUGGACGGCCGGGCUGAUAAAGAUAGAACUCUGACCCCCCUUGGUCGAGAACAGGCUGAACUGACUGGGCACAGACUGGCCAGCUUGGGGUUGAAAUUUGAUCAGAUUAUCCACUCCUCCAUGACUAGAGCAACUGAAACAACUGAAAUAAUCAGCAAAUAUCUCCCCGGAGUCAAAAAAAUUAGCACUGAUCUGCUGAGAGAAGGAGCACCAAUAGAACCAGAUCCGCCAGUCUCUCACUGGAAACCAGAAGCUGUGCAGUAUUACGAAGAUGGAGCUCGCAUUGAGGCUGCUUUUCGAAACUUCAUUCAUAGAGCUGAUGCAAAGCAGGAGGAAGACAGCUAUGAGAUCUUUGUCUGCCAUGCCAACGUGAUCCGUUAUAUUGUGUGCAGAGCACUGCAGUUCCCCCCGGAAGGCUGGCUGCGAAUGUCUCUCAACAACGGCAGCAUCACCCACCUGGUGAUCCGGCCCAACGGCAGGGUAGCGCUGCGCGCGCUGGGCGACACGGGCUUCAUGCCGCCCGAUAAAAUCACGCGCACCUGA